Doryrhamphus excisus (bluestripe pipefish) is the source of this 2548-nucleotide messenger RNA. RefSeq names its product cytohesin 1a (gene cyth1a). Gene Ontology annotation, biological process: regulation of ARF protein signal transduction. Gene Ontology annotation, molecular function: guanyl-nucleotide exchange factor activity. NCBI's taxonomy places the organism in Eukaryota, Metazoa, Chordata, Actinopteri, Syngnathiformes, Syngnathidae. The record is from RefSeq and is a predicted model, not a curated record.
CCGGCGAGCAUUUGAAGCAGCUCUGGUUUGACAACACGUCACAGCACACAUUUUUAAAAAAAAAUAUAUUUUUUAAAUAAAAAAUAAAGUCCACCAUCUUAAAAGUACGUAAUGUAAGUUCACAGAAGCGGCGAACGAAGCUACAAGCACGGUGAAGUGGAUGCUUGAAGAAGAUACUAGCAAAGAAGGCUUCCGGAUUUUGCUUCGGGCGGUUCGGUGAGAGGAACCCCCCUCGCUUUGAGACACCUUCAAGCCGCCUGAGAGGACCAGCAUGGAGGGAGACACUCACGUGCCGGACGACCUCACUCCGGAGGAGCAGCAGGAGCUGGAGAACAUCCGCCGCCGCAAGCAGGAGCUGCUGGAGGACAUUCAGCGGCUGAAGGAUGAGAUAGCAGAAGUCACCAGCGAGAUUGAGAACCUGGGUUCCACUGAGGAACGGAAAAACAUGCAGAGGAACAAACAGGUGGCAAUGGGCCGUAAGAAAUUCAACAUGGACCCUAAAAAGGGAAUCCAGUUCCUCAUUGAGAACGACUUGCUGAAGAACACUAGCGAUGACAUCGCUCAGUUCCUCUACAAGGGCGAGGGUCUGAACAAAACGGCCAUCGGAGACUACCUCGGAGAAAGAGAUGAUUUCAACAUACAGGUCCUCCACGCAUUUGUUGAGCUUCACGAAUUCACAGACCUCAACCUGGUCCAAGCCCUAAGACAGUUCCUGUGGAGCUUCCGACUUCCGGGAGAAGCCCAGAAAAUCGACCGCAUGAUGGAGGCCUUCGCUCAGCGCUACUGCCAAUGCAACCCUGGCGUCUUCCAGUCCACAGACACCUGUUACAUCCUGUCCUUCGCCAUCAUCAUGCUCAACACCAGCCUCCACAACCCCAACGUGAAGGACAAGCCCACGGUGGAACGCUUCAUCUCCAUGAACCGAGGCAUCAAUGACGGUGGUGACCUACCCGAGGACCUCCUCAGGAAUCUGUACGAUAGCAUCAAAAACGAGCCGUUCAAAAUCCCGGAGGACGACGGCAACGACCUCACGCAUACGUUCUUCAACCCCGAUAGAGAAGGUUGGCUGCUAAAACUUGGAGGAGGACGCGUGAAGACCUGGAAGAGGAGAUGGUUCAUCCUCACCGACAACUGUCUCUACUACUUUGAGUACACGACGGACAAGGAGCCGCGAGGGAUCAUCCCGCUGGAGAACCUGAGCAUCAGAGAGGUGGAGGACAAGAAACCUAACUGCUUUGAGCUUUUCAUCCCUGACAACAAGGAUCAGGUGAUCAAGGCGUGCAAGACGGAGGCCGACGGACGCGUCGUGGAGGGCAAUCACACCUUCUACCGAAUCUCCGCCCCCUCCACCGAGGAGAAGGAUGAAUGGAUGAACAGCAUUAAAGCCGCCAUCAGCAGGGACCCUUUUUACGAGAUGUUGGCCGCCAGGAAGAAGAAGGUGUCGUCGAUGAAGAGGCACUAAGAGCUGCUUGUCGCCACGCUGAAUGUUGCACUUGAAAGGAGCAGGUUGUCGUUUUUGGACUCUGCUGGCCAGGAAACCAAGAGGCAUGCUAUGCUGGCUCUUAAGGAUGAGACUUGAGGGUGGGGGAAAAGGAGGGUCCAAGCGACCUUUGACCUUCUGGCUCAAUGCAGUCAGCCCCCAUGUGAGGUGAGCAUCAAAACCCUCUUUGGAUUCCUAAAAAAACGUGCCCAAACCCCCAGCACAUUGAACUCAGCAGGUCUGAACAUGUGCGGCAACAAAAUACUCCUCAUAAAAAAAAGAACUUUUCUAUGUAUAUAUAUAUAUAAGGCUUUAUUAGAUAACUUUUUACAGCUUUACUGUCUUUUCUUGGUUUGCUUUUGUAAUACUUCUUGUAACACACAUCAGGAAGACGAAGCAAGUGACUCGGCGUUCCUAUUGAGUGAUUUUUGUAAGAGAAAAAUCCAAAAUGUCAAAAUUUUUCCACUCAUUUGCAUGACUGAAAAAUGUUUUGCAUCAGUUUCCCCUUGGCUUGUACCACCUGGCGCUGCGUAAUAUGAACAUGCUGCUGGUUAGCGACAGUCAUUCACUUUAUAUGAACGGUUACCUUUAUAAUGGUAAAACUAAUAAUAAUAAUUACUGGAUGUACAGUCCAUUGGCUGUGUCAGUGUCUACAGGUUGUUUAUGCACACGCUGCAUAUAGAAGCUUUAAAAACACCACCAAUAAAUAUAAGGUUGUCCUUGUCUCAGGAUCCACACUUUUGAUGUGAAAUGUUCUUUUUUUUUCCUCUUGAUGUGAUAAACCAAAACACUGAGAAAAUAAAUGUGUCAAACCGCAAUGAGGUUCAGUUUUAUUUCUCCAUUACUGAUAUUUGUUCUUCUGUUUCAUCCACUCCGCUUCUAACACUUGUAGAGAAUUAAAACUCAUAUUGCUAGACAGUAUUGGUUUAUUUAUCAAACAUUGUACAUACUGAAAUGUAUAGUGAGUUUGUUCAUUAUUAGUUGUGUCAUUUUUUGUGUCAUUUAAGGUUUUUAUUGUUGCCAUUUAAUCAUAAUACAAUAAAAAUGGAUCAGUCUUAACUUUUGGAA